GGGUAGGGGCCAUUAUUAUAAAAAGAAGCAUCAUAACACUAGGAAAAGUAAAUUACAAUCAAUAAAAAGGUGUUAUUGCGUCCGGUAGAUUUCGUCAUCAACGACUAAUCACGAAUUUUUACUUUCUACAUUAUGUCCUCCAAAAGAAAACCUAGUGCAUCAGAUUCUUCUGGUAGGAAGAAUAAGAAAAUAAGGAAAAAUGGUAAAAGAAGAGAUGAAGAUUUAAGUGAUUUUGAUGAGGAAUAUAAAAGUGAUGCAUCUAACGAUGGAUCUGACCGUAGCUUGCAAGAUGAAGACGAUCUCUCAGAUGAUUUAGGACCAGAUGAUGGUUUGAGAGUUAAAGGGCCUGAUCAUAUUGGACGGUUGCUAAUAUGUGGAGCUACCAAUUGGGAUUUGUACAAUAGAAAAUCAGCUCCAAAGGGAUGUAAAAACACUGCUGCAAAAAAUAUUUAUGUUCCACAUCGUUUUGCACCUUUAGAUGACAUCAGAGUUCGUGCAGUGGCUUCAGGAUGUAAUGCUGCUCAUAGCAUUAUUAUAACAGAAGAUUAUAAAGUAUACACACUUGGGAGAAAUGAAAAAGGGCAGUUGGGCACAGGCGAUCUUGAAACUGGAACUCAACCAUAUUUGCUUGAAUCACUAAAAGAGAUUAACAUUGUAAAUGCAUCAUGUGGAAGAAAUCACACUUUGUUACUUUCAGAUCGAGGAAUUGUCUAUGCUAUGGGGGACAACAAAAUGGGCCAGUGUGGAGUUGGGACGACUGCACCUAAUGUAAUGACUCCUACUCGAAUUAGGUAUCGUGGGCCACCUAUAGUGAAAGUUGUCUGUGGUGGAGAUUUCAGUAUUAUUUUAGAUUUGAAAGGCAAUCUUCACUCCUUUGGUGAUCCUGAGUAUGGUCAACUUGGUCAUAAUACUAAUGGUGAAUAUUUUAUGAAUUCAACAAAACUGGUGCGCGCUGCUGUUAAAGCACCAAAGCAGAUAACAACCUAUAUAGAAAAAUCUAAAGAUCACAUUACACCUGUGGAAGUGAAUGAUAUAAUAGAUGUCGCUUGUGGUACUAAUCAUACGGUAGCCUUAGACUCAAAGCGUAGAUUGUUUUCAUGGGGUUUUGGAGGUUAUGGUCGUCUUGGACAUGCAGAACCUAAAGAUGAACUCAUUCCAAGGCUUGUAAAGUUUUUUGAAACCCAGGGAAAAGGAAUUAAAGCAGUAUAUUGUGGUUCACAAUUCUCAAUAGCUGUUUCUGAUUUCAAAAUGGCGUAUCUGUUUGGUAAAACCAAAAAUACUGGAGAAGUUAACAUGUACCCUAAGCCAUUACAAGACUUGUCUGGUUGGACCAUACGUUCUCUUGGUGCAGGAUUUUCAUCUGUUGUAAUUGCUGCUGAUAAUUCAGUUAUAUCAUUUGGUGCAUCACCAUGCUUUGGUGAAUUGGGUCAUGGUGAAAUGCGUAAAUCAACAUCGGUGCCAAUGGAGGUUAAGGCUUUAGACGGUAUCUAUGUUGAUCAAGUUUCAAUGGGCCAAGCUCAUACUUUGAUGAUAGCAAGGGAUACUUCUGAAGAAGAGAAAGAGAAAAUUGAGCAGAUUCCAGUUUUCACCCCUUAAUUUAGACUAUUUUUCUCUUUUUUUUAUUAUGAUUUUUUUUUAACUUAUAAAUAGUGAUGUCCCUUCAUUAUGUCUUAUAUUAAUGUACGAGGUUAAUGGUAAACAGAUGGAGUCUUUACCCCGUUCUGUUAUAAUAAAAGAUGUUGAGUAUUCUAGAAACGAUUAUUACUUGAAUUAUCAUAUUGAUUAAGGAAAUGAUAAAAAGAAAAGAAAAAUCUGAAAUGUGAGCUCUCAUUAUUCAACUAUUUUGGAUUUAUAUAAUUUCAUGUUUCUUAUUAUAACGGAAUGAGAUCCUCUUAACCACUCAAUACAUGUUUAUAUAUUUCAAGCGGGUUGUCUCAAGUAAGACUGAUUUUUCCAUUAUUGUUUCAAUACAAUUAGUCUGAAAUCCUAUGUACUAUUAUUGAUAAUAUAACUCUGUUAACGGCUUAUUAUAUUAGGUUAAUUUACAUUGAUCAUGAUUCGUUACAUACUUAUGUAUUAAUUUCUUAUAUUUUUUAUAUUAGCACAUAUUAAAUUAAUAAAUAAGUGCUAUUCCUUAAUUUCUUGCACUGUUUUUAUUUUUAAAUUAUUGAAAUUGUACUUUAGAUUUUUUUAUUUCUUUAGUAUCCUAUAGUAGUCGUUUAUUUUGUGAUUUGCAGGAUUUUCAUUGUUUGCUUACUUUGACGUUAAGUUCUGGUGUGGAUUAUAGUCAAACUAAAAUAUUAGUUGUCUGCAUUCCAUAAUAAUUUAAUUAUUUUUGGGUCCUAAUUAUGUAAUAAACUUCUAAUAAUAGAUAUCUUUUUUUAUCCAUAUUAUGUUUUUCUGAGGGGAAUAUGUGCUUAGGUAAUGUUUCAACUCAAUCAUCCAAUCCUGGUUUAAUGAAGGUGAAUUUUAUUUUUUAUUUUUUUAAAUUCAGUUUUUGUAAAUCUAUUUAAGAGUUUUCAGUAAUGAAAACGUGAUUAAUUAUUUAAAGGACUGUCCAUAUUGGAACCUCGGUUAAUCUCUUGUAUAGAUAAAACUUUUCAAAGCACUAAAAAAGAGCCAUUAGUUCUAUUCCUCAGUGUCUUUGUUUGACAUUUGGUGAGAUUAUUUGUGAGGCAACCAUAUCUACUUUUAAUGUUUAACUUUUAAAAAUUAAAUGAUUUUUGCACUGCCAACAUUGUUACAUUAUGUUUUCUGAUUAGGAUCUAGUCUAAUUUCCACCUUUUCAUCAUGUUUUUGUAAUUUAAUUAUUUAUGCUUAAGUAGUUGAUUGAUUUUCUUAAACUAUUUUAUAAGUUGAUGGUUCUUGGAGUAUAUUUUGAGAAAAUAAAACGUUACAUUUUCAUUCUCAUUUAUUACAAUGAUGUUUUUGUCAAAAUGUGGUGUGGUAUGAAUUCAGUCAAGUAACUUGCACUCUGCCUACUGAAAGUUUGAUUAAUAAUUUCUUAAGCUACAUUUAUAUCAUAAGACUGUUGCUAGUUCCAACAUGACAGUUGGUAAUUGCAAUUAUUAUUCCUUAAAUCUGUUAAUCUUAUCCUUGAAACCAUCAGAAACAAAUUUAAUUUUAUAAAACCAAAUAUUUAAACCUCAACAAAAUAAGAAUCACUACUUUAUUUAAAUGUGAAUGUACACUUAAAAAGAGUGUAUUGAAAGAUUUUAUUUCUUGGUUAAGGUUUUUUAAAGCAAAAUGGUGGAAGUUUAUAAUAUUUAAGUCCAUUUUUACUUAAUGACAUUCCCAAAAUAAUUGGCAAUGUUUCCAUGAUCCAUUGAACAGAUCUCAAAUUGCUGAUUUGUCACGGCCUAUGACAAAAAUGCCAAUUCUUCACAAUUCUAUGUUAAGAUACUUAAUUUUUAAGGAAGCAUUAUGUUUGUAUUUUAAAAACAAAAACACAAGAAAAGCAAAUAAAAUUGUUUCUUUUUUAUUUCA
Messenger RNA from Nezara viridula (southern green stink bug), 3486 nucleotides. The record is from the annotation of a GenBank genome assembly. Lineage: Eukaryota; Metazoa; Arthropoda; Insecta; Hemiptera; Pentatomidae.